Messenger RNA from Doryrhamphus excisus (bluestripe pipefish), 10132 nucleotides. The record is from RefSeq and is a predicted model, not a curated record. NCBI's taxonomy places the organism in Eukaryota, Metazoa, Chordata, Actinopteri, Syngnathiformes, Syngnathidae.
GGCGAGGCUUUCAGGUUUGCUACGCGAUGGCCGCUCUCUCCAAAAUAUUGGGCUUUUAGAGACCAAAACAACGCCCAGGUGCUUCGUAGGGACUCGUCUUUGUAUCGACUAACAUCCGGAAUGUUAGCGGCAUCGUUUGCGCUCGUCAGUCUUGCUUGAGGGCGUCAUCGGAGCUGUCCCGUUUGUGUUUGGGGGACUGUGUUUUUCUUGUUGCCCGGGCCUGGCCGCUGCUGCCUACACUGGAGCGGCGGGUUGCUACACUCGGAUGAGCGGGCUGUAGGACUCUUGGAGGUGGGGGGCUAGAUUUUUGUCGUAAAAGGGGGCCGGUAAAGCCCUGGAAAUGCUUCCGCAACACCACCCCUGCUGAUAAUGUGCGCUCGGCUGAAGAAGUGUGAUGAUAAAUAACGAGUUUGACUCUCAACUUGAUUCUUAUGCUAGUUAGCACUAGCCAACGGUCGCGAAAACUUCCUAGCAUUAGCAUAAAAAAGCAUAACUAAUUUACUGUCGUUGUGCAGCGCUCUGGUCGCCGUUAAUGCGAUAUUUGCCACCCGGUCGUGAACCCGACUCGACUUUUGCCCAGUUUGAAACCCGCCUCGGCGUUAGUGCUCGGCUUCUUUGCAUUUUGUCGCUGCGUGUUAGCCCAUGCUAGCAGCGGGCUGCUAACUAAAUUAGUACUCUGUGACGUAACGCGCUCAUUGUUUUGACAGCAUCUUGAAAACGUCAAGCAAUUGCUUUUCUUUUAUCCUUUGCCAUGCUGUUUACGAUAUGCAAGUAGUUCUCUGAAGGCUAAGGCGUCCUCGCCAUCACUCGCACUUGAGUUGUUUUUUUUAUUUUCCGUGCUGUGUUUUGCAGUAGUUACGGCCGGUAGCAUGUUAUUAGCUGCGGCUGCGCGUCAGAUGAGUCGUGGCCGCUUCGGCUACUGGCCAUGCUUUCCUUAUAUUGCAUCGUUAAAUACUGUGACGUCUGACGUCUUUUUGUCUGACACUUUAGCUCUAGGAUGGAUCCAGACGGCGGGGCAGACGCACAAAAAGCUGUCAGUUUGCAGUGGAAGAGCUACAAACUCGUCCAGGACCCAGCUAUCAGACGGGUCGCUCAGAAGAUCUACAGAUAUGAUGGAGUGCAUUUCAGUGUACCCGACUCUGGAUUUCCCCCUGUUGGUGAUCUACGGGAUCCGAGACCCAGGAGGCUAUGGUCGAGGUAUACAGAAAUGGUCCUGCCGGUGCCAAAGUUUAAGCUCGACGAGUUCUACGUGGGCCCCAUCCCCCUCAAAGAGGUGACCUUCGCUCGGCUCAACGACAACAUCAAGGAGCCCUUCUUGGCCGAGAUGUGCGCCAAGUUCGGGGAAGUGGAGGAGAUGGAGAUCCUGUUCCACCCCAAGACCAGGAAGCACUUAGGCCUGGCCAGGGUGUUGUUCACCAGCACUCGGGGGGCCAAGGACACGGUCAAGCAGCUGCACAACACCUCGGUCAUGGGCAACAUCAUCCACGCUCAGCUGGAUAUAAAAGGCCAGCAGAGGCAGAAAUAUUACGACCUGAUUGUCAACGGCUCCUACACGCCCCAGACGGUCCCUCUAGGAGGCAAGGCCUUAGUAGACUGUCUCACACCCCAGACCCCAACACAGCAACAAACUGACACGUCGUCAGACAUCAGGCGGAGGCUCUCCAGCGAGCUGGCCGUGUUGGCGGCGGGUGUCCAAGCCCUCACCUCGGGGAAUGUCACCCCUUGCUCCGCGGAUACCGGCUUUGGCGAACAGCGUCUGGACACGCCCCCUUCCUCCAUGACUGGCGCCUACACCUCUGGUUCCUCUGCGUCCUCCCAAGGUGGAACUCCCUACAGCUCCCGGUCUGGCACGCCAUUCUCUCAAGAAUCGGGCUAUUCCGGUGCCAGGCACACUGGCUACAACACUGGCACUUUGGGAAGCGGUUACCCCCCUCAGGAUAUGCUUCCUUCCUCCUCCUCAUCCUCCGCCGUCUCCUCCACCGUGGGGGGGUACAAAGUGUCCCGCUACUCCGAGGAUGUUCACGAGCCCCCGGUGUACCACAGAGGUCGCCCCAUGUAUCCCCCUGCCGCCUCGUUCCGUCCCAACGAGCCGCCGUGCUAUCCGCCGUACCCAAAUGCGGGAGGACCCGGCCCUCACAUGGCGCACCACUCCACAAUGCACCUGCCCCCGCUGGCCUCCCAGUAUGAUCAGCCCCUUGUGUCCGAGCGAGACAGGGAGCGGGAUAGAGACUCUGGAGGCCGCUACGGGGCGGGGGCCGUUGUCUCCAGAAGGUCAUCUUACCAUCACCAGCAGGACACCAACUCCUCCUCCAAGUACCAUUCCCACCACUCCCACCACCACUCUGACCGCCGGGACGACCGGGGGUAUCGGCGGGACAGCACGGGGUCACGCUCGAGCGACCACGGUCACCAGCGGCAUCGCAACCACCACCAUUCUCACAACCACCACAGCAGCCGCAGGAAGAGCAGCCACGACCGGGACAGGGAUCGGGAUCGGGACCGAGAACGAGACCGGGAAAGAGACGGCGACUACUCCAACAGCUCCGACCCCCGAUACAAUUCCAAUUCGUAUCGCUCCUCUUCUAACAGCAUGUCUCCUCCACCCUCAUCCUACUCGGCGUAUUCCGCCUCCAAAGAGCCCGCCCCGGGCCCUCCUCAGGGAUUGGACGUAUCCGCUCGUUUAGGGGCCCCAAGUCUCGCAGAGAGGGGCCCUCCGCCUUCAGCGGGUGCAGAGAAGGACUACCACUCUGGUCACCACGGCGCUCUGCCGCCGCCGCCUCCCCCACCGCCACCACCUCCCCUGCCGCCAGCCUCCGUCAUUGCUGCCGCCGUGGCCGAGACGCUUGGAACGCUGGAUUUCAGCCAGGACAGCCCCGCCCGUGAAGAGCAGUGGUCUAAGCCCAAACGCCGUCCCAGCACCCCACCUGUGCCACCGAAAACCCCCCCGCCAUUGUCCCCACCGCCCUCCAUUGCUUCAUCUACGUCCCCUUCCGCCUCCUCCCUCCCCCAGCACCCUUCGGCCACCGCCAGCCCCUCAUCAGCCCCCCAGCGUGGCUCUGCCUCCCCAGAGCCAGAUUCCACCAAUGAGAGCUUGCCGUUUGCUUACCACAGCAGCAGCCUGGACUCCCGCAUAGAGAUGCUCCUCAAGGAACAGAAGGCCAAGUUCUCCUUCCUCGCAUCCGAUGAGGAAGAUGAGGAUGAGCGGAAAGAGGACAAGCAGAGGGGCACACGGGCAGGCGGUGGGGAUAAUAAAGGGCGGGUGGGUGAUGGACGAGGGGAGCACGAAAGUGUCAAUCAGGCCGGAGACAGCGGGGACAAGGGGAAAGGGGAGCGCGACCUCAGGAAAAGAGGGAAGGGCAAAGAGGGUCGGAAGAGUCCCGUCGAACCACCGUCCUCAACUGCAUCGUCUUCCACAUACUCCCCCCACGUCCCGCCUCCAGAGGAGCCCCCUCCCCAGGUUGGCCCCACCGUGGCCGAAGCCGUGCAGCAGGAGACGUCCCAGGAUGGGAAUGCUGACGCACGGAGCAGGACGGGAGCGCGCACGCCACCCUUCAAUGGCCAGAGUCAGUCGCCCCCGCAUUCCUCGGGGGAGGACAUGGAGAUCUCCGACGAGGAGGAGGGGGAGUUGACCAUCACAACGGUGACCACCCACCAGCCCUCAAUGACCUCCUGUUCCUCGCCAUCGUCAUCCCAAGCAGCCAUGCCCUCGCAGACGACGGACACCUCGUCUUCUCCCCCGCCCAUCUCUGACUCGGCACAGCACUUUGGCACCUCCAUGCACCCGCCCAUCCCCUCCUACCCCCCUCACCUGCCUCCGCCGCCUCCCCCGGGCUACUCGCUGCAGCCGCCCCCGCCUCCCGGGAUCCCCCCGCCUCACAUGGAGCUGCACCCCGAGUACCCGCCACCCCUGCCCCCCCACAUGUAUGACUAUGCCAGCUCCAUGGAGCUGAUGAACCAGUACACGGGCGGCGCCCCCAUGUCCUUCCAGAUGCAGACGCACAUGCUCAGUCGUCUGCACCAGUUGCGCAUGUCGUCGUCCAACGGCACGCCGGGCCCGGGCGAGGCAGCCACAGGAGACUACUCCUCCUACCAUCUGCACUCCGUGCCGCCACCGCCCCACCCCUACAUGGACCAAGAAGGGAGCGGGGCGGGCGCCGGUCAUUACGAGCAAGAUCACCGCUACAUGCCCCCACACAUGCCCUACCCUUACACCGACCCACACGGCACGCAAAUACCGCCGCCCCACCUACCGCCUCCCCACACUGCGUGGCCGCCGCACCCUUUAGCCACCCACUACCCCUCCUACAUGCCUCCGGCCGCCUAUGGCACCAUGCCGCCCGGCGAGGGGGGCGAGUACCAGACCCCCGGGGAGGAGAUGCCCUUGCUUGCUGACAACCCUCAUGAAGCCACCGUGCAGAUGGUGCUCGCCACUCUCAUCCAGGAGAUGAAGAACAUCAUGCAGAGGGACCUCAACCGCAAGAUGGUGGAGAACAUCGCCUUUGCCACCUUUGACGAGUGGUGGGACAGGAAGGAGACGAAAGCCAAGCCAUUCCAGACGAUGUCAGCCUUACGUGAUGAUGAGAAGAAGGAGGAGAAGGUGAGCCGUCCUCGUGAGCCUCUCACGUCUCUUGUGGACUGGGCAAAAAGCGGAGGCGUGGAGGGAUUCUCUCUGCGUGGAGCGCUAAGACUGCCCUCCUUCAAGGUGAAGAGGAAAGAACCUCAGGAGCUCACGGAGGGAGACAUGAAGAGGCCGCGCCCCUCCACGCCACCUGACGAGGACGAUGAAGCUGCCGAUGGGAGAACGCCAGAGGCCGGCAGACACGGAGCUGGAAGAGACAACAAGAGGAGGAAAAAGAAGCCCAGAAAUCGCAAACCCUGGGAGCUGGACAGCGAGGGAGAAGAAACAUCGGAUGGCUCUUCCUCGGAAAAGGAGGAUGAGGAAGUGGAGGCGAGUGAGAAGGAGUCUGAUGAUGAUGCUCUCAGCGCAGAUAGCGAUGACGAGAGCCUUUCGUCAUCGUCCGACGGCUCGUCGUCCUCCGGAUCCUCCUCCUCAUCUUCCUCUGAGGAUGAAGAGGAAGGCGAGAGGCCCGACAGCGACGGACCAGACACCAUGGACGAGUCCACCAUGGACAGCACCACAGAAAAAGACGGCCUCAGAGGGAAGAUCUUUCCAAAGGCUGCAGUCAAAACUGGUGACGCCAAAGACGGCAAGGCGGAUGGAAGAGCACUCUCCAAACGACCGCCAUCGCCGCCAUACCCCCGUCCUUCGUCCCCCGUGGUCCUCGUGCCCCCGCUCAAAAAACGCAGGAAGACCGUCUCGUUCUCCACGGAGGAGAACAGCAAAGCAGCGUCAUCAACGCUGUCUUCACCUCCCUCCCAAGCGGCGGGUGAAUCUCCCCUUCUCCUCUCGCCCAGCAGACCCUCAGACCCCCGUGCCGCCGCCGCCGCAUCCUCCGCACGUCCCUCUCAUGGCAUCCAGCUGCUUCCCUUCGCCUCCAAACCAGGCGAAGGCAACGCCCUCAUUGUGCCGCCGUGUGGAAGAACUCCAGAUUCCCAUGAGUCCAAAAGGACCCCUCUGUCCCCCCAGGCUGCCCCCACCAAAGUGCCCGGCAAACGGGGCUCAGGCAAAGACUCGCCCAAAUCCUCCACCUCUCCCAUCAUGGUGUGCCGCACGGUGCAGAACCUCCCCUUGGACCACGCCUCCAUGUGCAGGAUGGCCUUCGAGGAGGCUCCCCCUCCGUCUCCCAUCAGCAAACGGGGCAAGGGAAAGACCCGCCCCACCGGUUUUUCUAUGUCCACCUGUCACCCCCUCAAAGAGGAAGACGAGGAUGAGGAGGACAAUCAGAGGCUGAGGCUGCGGGAACAACUGGGGGCGUCCAGCCUCUUGCAGCUGGCCUCCGCCUCAACCGCCGACCUCUCCGUGCUGGCCGACGUCGCUCUGACAAUGGACCCCGAGGCCGGGGACUCCGAGGAGACCGAGACAUCGGACGAGGCAGAGGAGCAGAAGAUGGGGGGAGGUCUCUUCUCGGGGGAGGCGCUGUUGCGUGUCAUGAGUUUGGAGAGCGUGGUUGUGUUCAUGGAGCACAGCUAUUCCAAGCCGCCCCUUCUCACGGGGCCACCUGCCCCCAAAAAGACCUCCUCCAAGCAGGACUCGUCAGUUCUCCUCCCAGCAGACCUCAACACCAUCUCUGGGGUGCUGGAGGCACCGGAGGAGGUCAUUGGCGAGGCGCUGCCACCCAGAGGGGACUCUGGGGAAUAUUUGGGAUUGCUGUGCCCGGCUGAGUCGAGCCCGGCCUCAGUUUCUCCAGCCAAGAAGUUGAUGGCGAGUAAAGCACUGGAACUUGAGAAGAGCAAAAAGAAGAGAAGUAAAGACAAGGACAAAGAGAACUUGGAAUUUCUUCCCGCAAAACAAGCGAAGGAACAGCCCAGCAAGAAACAGAAGAAGCGGAAACUCGAGGACUCGGACCCGGAGGAAGACGUGGACGUGGAGGAGCUGGAGUCGGGCGAGCUGUCGAGCACAGACUCUGAGGACGAGGUCCUGGAGGAGGUGAGGAAGAGCGAACGUCUCUUCCUGCAGGAGGCCGGCGUGAUGUCGUCCAAACCCGCUCCAUCUCCCGAGCCGCCGCCGGCUGUGAAGUACGAGAACCGCAGCGAGUUUGAGCAGAUGACCAUCCUCUACGACAUCUGGAACUCGGGCCUGGAUGGCGAGGACUUAAUGCUGCUGAAGAAGACGUAUGAGAAGCUGCUGCAAGACAACCACUCCUCCGACUGGCUCAAUGACACCCACUGGGUCCAGCACACUGUGACCAAUUUGCCAAACCCUCGACGUAAGAAGAGGAGCACGGAUGGGCAGCUUCGGGAGCACGUGACCGGCUCUGCCAGGAGCGAGGGCUACUACGCCAUCAGCCGCAAGGAGAAGGACGUCUACCUUGACCUGGAUCUUCCCGAGCAGGUCAUAAGGGAAGUGGAGAAUGUCGACAGCUCGGGCACCAACCGUGCGCUUUCUGAGAGGCGCUCUGAGCAGCGACGCCUCCUGACUGUCAUCGGCACGCCGGCCGUCAUGGACUCUGACCUCCUCAAGCUCAACCAGCUCAAGUUCCGUAAGAAGAAGCUCCGAUUCGGACGCAGCAGGAUCCACGAGUGGGGCCUCUUCGCCAUGGAGGCCAUCGCCGCCGACGAGAUGGUCAUCGAGUAUGUAGGUCAGAACAUAAGACAGAUGGUAGCGGACAAUCGUGAGAAGCGGUACGCUCAGCAGGGCAUCGGGAGCAGCUACUUGUUCCGAGUGGACCACGACACCAUCAUAGACGCCACCAAGUGCGGCAACUUGGCCCGCUUCAUCAACCACUGCUGCACUCCAAACUGCUACGCCAAGGUGAUCACCAUCGAGUCCCAGAAGAAGAUCGUCAUCUACUCCAAGCAGCCCAUCGCCGUCAACGAGGAGAUCACCUACGACUACAAGUUCCCCCUGGAGGAGAACAAGAUCCCCUGCCUGUGCGGCACCGAGAACUGCCGCGGCACGCUCAACUAACCGGCCGGUGCUCUUUGCUCAGCGGCCUCUCUAAGGGGGGGGGGGGGGCGCCGUGGAGAGAGCCUCUCAGCUCCGUAAAGGUCCACACAAAAACACAAAUGACGCACACAGAUCAAUUCAGGGUUUUUAAAGUUAAAAUGGAAAAAAAAAAAAAAAAAGCGCUUGUGUCGGAGCGCACUUUUAAGCUAACAGUUUGGUCUUUGCGUUAUUUUCAUUUGCUCCUCGUUUGCUCUCUUAUGGCUUUGCUUGUUUUUAUUCUCACCUCACACCUUCUGCUUUUGUCUCACGUUUGUGCUCGUCUUUGUGUUGGUGGCAAAGUGUCUGCUUUUCUCUACGUGUCGUCCUCAAAAAUACGAGCACGUCUCCAUAAAUGAGAAUUUGGUGCAAAAGUCAAUUUGAUUUCUGGACUUGGCGUUCAGACUAGAGAUCAAAGUUAGGCAAACUGAAUUUGGCCUUUUAUAUUAGCGAUAAGUAUCAAAAUUAUUAAGAAAUGUGUUCUGGCAAUGUUUGGGUGUGUGUAGUGAAUGUAUAGAAUAUAAAAGUAAUUAUUUUUAUUCAACCACUAAAACCAACCAUAUUCUCAUUUACUGAGCUGUACCUGUAUACGUUUGAUUUGUACACUUUUUUUUUUCUACCAAACUCCUGCGGGUCGUCGUCAGUGUUUGCACAAAUGUUUUUAAUUAAGAGGCACAUCUCUUUCUUCUAUCAUCUCCUUUCAUCUCCUUUCAAAAAGGCUCUUUAGAGGUUAUUCCCCCCACCAACCCCUCGUAGAGAAAUAGUUUAUUUAGAGCGUCGGCGAAGGCAAACUCGUCCAAAGUUUUAUCUCUUCAGUAGCAACAAGACAUCUGCUUUUGUCUGCCCAACAGGAAAAAUGUCUUUUCUUGUUUGCGACAAAAAAAAAAUCCUGUCUCACGACAAAACCCCAGCGUCUUUUUUUGUCUCUUACAGGAUGAAGCGAUGAAAAAAAGUGAUGUAAAUAAUGUCAGAAAGUGUUUGUUUCUCGUAGAAACACACUCGAUUCCAAGCUGUAAAUACCUUCCUUUCCCUCUCUCCGCGAGGACACUUGUACAUAUCUUCCAUCCUUUUUUUUUAUUCUUCCUCCUUUUAAUUUGACGAUUAUUUUAAUAUUAUUUCUCUUGUAUUAAUACGUUGGAUCCUUUAUUAAUGGUGCAUUAAAAUAUUUUUUAAAUAAAGUCAAAGCUUGUGAUGGUUUUCUGCGCGAGGAGUCGACAGGAAGUGGCUUGCGUUGCAUUUCCUGCUGACAUCACGUCAUGCACCUGCAAGCACUCGAACGCCGGACGUCAAAGGAAGUUCUGGAAUCUGAAGCAACAGGUGACGGAUGAUGAUGAUGAUGAUGAUGCCAUUGUUACGUUGCAUUAAUGUCUAAAUGGGGACAUUUUGUUUUUGUUUCCAGAGUCUGAACUCGGCACGGGCGUCUGUUUGUUUGCCAGGCUGUGUUGCGCCACGACUGAUGAACUUUGACCUGCUUUGGAGCGGCGCGGCUCCAAUCACGGCGUGCAAUGACCUCGAACGGCAGUCCAAAGCACGGCAGUGAGAACACGAAGAAAGAGUUGUCAUGUCAAGUAAGUCAUUUUCGCUGAAACCUGAAUCAAGGUGACAUUUAGUCAGCAAUAAAGUUGUGAAUGAGUAGUGAAUAUGUGUACUCUGUGUAUUUUCACUAACAUUGCGUGUACUGUUUGUAUUUUCAUUAACAGGUGUGUUGCACAACAAGGCUGCUUCUUACACUCUUACACUUUUUCAUAUUUUACAUCCUUUUUCUUUCUAUUUUUUAACAUGUAAACUAUAUAAUACAAUAUAAUAGUAUUACAUAUACAGACAUUAUAUUAACUGCAACAUUAGUCCAUUAGUUUUCCCCAAAAGCAUCAGUAAAUGAUGUCUGUUUUGUGCUUGAAUAUGGAAUAUUAUUAUCCAAAAAUGAACAUUUCAGCAAAUUCUAUAUUCCUAACCUAAAUUGUAUCCCUGAAAAUACACGUCAGAAGAAGCAUUGUAAUUAUGAAGUACUGUAUUCUACAUUGGCCACUAGGUGUCAGUAAUGUUCAGUGACGCAGGCAUUUACCUCCACUAAGUUUCCUUAGCAAAUACAUGUAAUGUGAUACUACUGUAGCAAGAGUAUUUACUCUUGUUUUGGGGUAAUAAAAGUGUAAAGCCAUUUAAAUCCACCAGUACUGUAGUGGCGGAAGUACGUUGCUCGGUGAAAAACCUGAUUUAGGUCUAUUUCAUCCAUUUAUAUCUACUAUCAUGGGUAAAAUAAGUGUAAAGGUGACUAGUAUAUGGCUCUAUUCUUAACAGGUUUUCUAUGUCAUAACUACGAAAAUAUUGCACUUAAUUUUCCAUCCAUUACGCAGGAAUUCUCUUAUCACCAGCAUGAACUUGAACUAAUCACCUCUGAAAAACUGACAGGCACACAUGUCCAUUUAGUGUUUGCUAUUAUUAGAUGCCGGGCGGUACGUGAACGCACCCCCCAUAAGUCCUGCUCACAUACACAUUCCUCACAUUGUCUGUACGCGCUUCUAUACUUUCACUAGCACAUGCUAGCCUAUAAACGCAAGAAAGUAUUUGUCAAAAGUAUGACAUCAUUUCCAC